AUUAUUCAUCCGUUGCCGUGCGCCGACCGUGGAUCCCUUAAUUACAAUAGCCGAAUCUCUCGUUCAAAGUGAAUGGGUCCGGUUAAGCAAAUUCUGCUUGCAAAAUCUCCUUCUAAGGGCUUCAUCGGCAAGGGCAUGACAAUUAGUUAUGAACCAAUAACCAGGCAGCAAGAACCAUGGCAUAAAUCAAAGAGCUUGGUGUCUCUCUUUAUAUUGUCGUGCCCAUCUUCCAAGUGCGCGUCUCUCUGGAAUCCUCUGCUGCAUGGAAGGAGAGGGAGCAGUUGAAGCAGCGGAAGAUGUUCCCGCGGCGAAUGGAGAGGAACCGACUCGACCCUCCGCCGAAUCCGUCGUCCAGGGGAACCCCCUCCCCGGGACGCCUCAAAACCUCGGGGAUCCUUCGGAUCCCAAACCCCCUUUAGACCGCAACGAGAUCUUUAGGGCCCUGGAAGUCGUGGAGAGGGACUCCACGGCCAUCGCCGAGAGCUUCGCUUCUCUCUUCUCCUCCCUCCGCUUGGCUUUAUCCGAGGUCACUAGUACUUCAGCUGAGAACAUGCAGUGCUUCAGUGAAGUUGUUGGCCGCUUGCAAGAGUCUGCUCUUGAUGCAGCAAGCAAGGGAAACCGAUACAUAAAUUCAUGCCUGAGAUUGAAUGAAGAACUGAAGAGCCUGGAAACUCUUUCUAUGCAACUAAAGAUAUUGAGGAAGAAUGUGGAUUCUCUGGACCUAGCUGUGCACCGGUUGCUUCGUCUUCCAUGACCAUUGGACAUCCCCAGCUGGCACUUUCAAGAUGCGUGUGUUCGCUGCAGGAGGCGAGAAAGAGGUUCUGAUUGAAUAUCGACGAGGAUUCAGGCAAUAGAAACCCAUGGCAGCGGCUGGUGACAUAUAGAACCAAUAGCAAUACAAAGUUCAGGUAGCAAAACUCAUGGAGAGAGUUGGAAGUCUGUUACAUACUCUGCGCAGAAGCUUUAGUGUUCCAAAAUCAUUAAAUGGGUUAAGCAGUUUUGUAGGAGAUUAGUCAUUCUGUUGUUUAUUUAUUCUUCCUUGGUAAGUUUGUGCAAACAUAGAAGGUUUUCAUGACUAGUUGUAUUGGAUAAUUUAAACAAGAAGUUAUCAGGAAGAGAUGAAAGUUAACAAAAUGGAGUAAAA
Phoenix dactylifera (date palm) is the source of this 1144-nucleotide messenger RNA. RefSeq lists its product as uncharacterized. The record is from RefSeq and is a predicted model, not a curated record. Lineage: Eukaryota; Viridiplantae; Streptophyta; Magnoliopsida; Arecales; Arecaceae.